Molecule: messenger RNA, 708 nt
Organism: Gossypium arboreum
Lineage: Eukaryota; Viridiplantae; Streptophyta; Magnoliopsida; Malvales; Malvaceae
Exons: 2
Coding region: 1-708 (235 amino acids)
Molecular function (GO): nucleic acid binding; RNA-DNA hybrid ribonuclease activity
Source: RefSeq, a predicted model, not a curated record
AUGCCAAGAUUGCUUCCAUUCGAUAGAGGUUUCAACAGGAUUGUCCAAGGCUUUUGUCCAAGGUGCAGUGCUAAAAGAGAAACGCUUAUUCACUCCCUCAAAAUAUUGCCUAACAGCGAGUGCCUCCUUUCCAUUAGUGGCAUAGACAUCAGGCUUCUUACUAAAGAGUAUCAUUACUGCAUCAACUGGCUCGAGGACAUAAAGUGCGUGCUGGAUAAAAAAGCUACUACCGACUUCAUAACAACUCUUUGGAACAGUUGGAACAACCGAAAUAAUUUUAUAUUUCGUGGUAAGAAAGAUGAAACGUAUGUUGUUUGGGAAAGAGCCAAAACCUUAAGCCACGACUUUCGUAUCUACAAUCUGGUGAAUGACCCUAUUAUUCUUGCUACUCCUGUUUGUAAAAAAUGGGAGAAACCCCAGAGAGGCUAUGCAAAAGUUAAUUUCGAUGCUGCGAUUAACAAUAACAAAACAAGCUAUGGGUUUAUUAUUAGAGCUGAGGAUGGUUUUGUUAUUGGCGGUGGCGGGGGUUUCAAGGAAGAAACUUUGUCGGCAGAAUGGGAUGAAUCAUAUGCUUUUGAGGAAAACUUAAAAAAGGCGCGGUCUCUUAACAUUUCUAAAGUAGUCUUUGAAACUGAUAAUGCUAGUUUUGUUAACAGAGAAAAGAAACAUUGGAGGGACAUCACCAUUAUGGGGGCGAGAAUCAAUUAA